AAAGAGAGUAUCCUCUUGCUUACUAAUUUAGAACCCGAACCAAAGGGGAUGUCGAAGAGUACUAUUUCUCCUUUGGAAAGCAAGUCAUGGAGAAAAUUACCGAAAUUUCAACGACGAUUCUACGAAUGGCUUGUCUACUCUCACAAUCUUCCUAUCGCUGGCGAGGAAGACGGUAGAUGUGCAGGUAAUCUUCGACAACAGCCUGCUCCAAUUUCAGUCUUUCAGUCAGAGACUUACAGUGACUACAGACGUGGAGAGGAAGCUGACUCCUUAAUCAAUGCCUAUGAUGAGGAAGAUGAGGAAAUUCAUGACCAACAGAGGGGUCCAAUGCCUCAUCCCUCUUUCCAAGAAGUUGGAGAAAAAGAUGCCUACUCACCAUACGUCAGUGGAAUGGAUGUUAGACUGGCUCAAUUCGUUAAUCAGCACAACAUUAAUAUGGACGAUGGAGCUGUUGUCUAUCCCGUGUCCAAUCAGAAUACCACAAAGAGCAAGAAGAAGCCAUUCACUCCGCCUUGCGGUUGCUCCCGGAAACAAUUCAUUUGGGCCGUUAGUGGCACCACGGUGGGGCUCGUGGCGCUGAUUGCUCUAAUUGUCACAUUGGUUUUGAUCUUUGGUCGCGUUCAGCCUUUCAAAUUUCCCGAGGCCGAGCCAUGGUGGACCCACGGUUUGCUCUAUCAAAUUCAUGUACCAACUUUUGCCAACGAUGCUGGUGGCUCACUUGGCCGAUUCAAGGAUGUCACCUCAAGAAUCGUCUACCUCGCAGAUAGGGCAGAGGAAAGAAUGAAUUUCGAAAUUCUCAAACGUAUGACUCAUUCUUGUCCUCUAAAGGUCUACGCCACGGCGGCCAUUCUGACGGGCGUUUUAGACGCGGACAAAAAUGGCGUUAAAAAUUGGAUGUCAAUAAACCAGGAUAUCAAUAGUGAGGGGGACGCGGUGGACACUUUGCUGGGAGGGCUGAAAGCCCGGUCAAGAGAAAGUGGAAUUGAGCUCAUUCUUGGAAUGCCACUUUAUGCGACCAGUGAACGACAUGCUUGGUUCCAGCAGAGUGCACUCCAAGAUCCACCAAAAUAUGUGAACUAUUAUUUGUGGAGAACGGAAGCCCCAGUUAACCAAAUUGAGGCCCGAUACUAUUCAUAUAACAGCGAGAGAAGAGCUUUUUAUCGACAUGUUCAUGGGAAUCCCGGCUCUCCUCUACUCAAUCUCAGUGACAUUGAAGUUCAGACCGAGCUGAAGGCUGUUUUAGCAUUUUGGAAGGAAGAGCUCGGUAUUAGUGGAGUAUUAAUUACAAAUUCCUCAAAUAUUCUUGAAGAAAUGGCUGCUCCAUUGACAACCAUUUUAUCCUCAGCACGUGAUGAAAAUACGGAUACAUUUACUUGGUUUGCUGAUAACACCGCGGCCGAUAAACUUCUUACAGGAAAGCCUCUUUGUUACUAUGAUCUUAUUAGCAACGAACGCAUAACUACCCGAACGGGCGACAUUACUGCCCAGAUAAAUACAAUUCUUCCCGAGAUCAAACAGCGGUCCUGCUCCCCUGUUUGGAGACUUGAACAAAAGUCCAUGGAUUACACCGAUUAUUUUUCCCUCCAAAAAUUUACAGCAUUCCUUCCUGGUCUCAGUCUAAUGAAAGCUGGUGAAGAAGUUCAGCUCAUGACAGGAGCAACUGAGCUCAUCCAAUGGGGGUACACGGAUGUAACUGAUUUCAAAAGUUACUGGCCCAAUAACGUGCUACCUGGCGAAACCGCUCAAGGUCGUUUAGGGGAAUGGGAACGAUUUGGUGCGAAAACUGUAGGUUCUACUGGAACCAUCUUCAACACUGGCUGGUCAACUAACGAAGUAAAAGUGGCAACAAUUCCUCGGACUGAGAAUCUCUUCGUCGCUCAACGUGUCUAUUCUCCAAACGCGGCUCAUAUUGCUACAUUCUUUGUGAGCUUUCAGUCUUUAAAUGCGUACACAAAUUUGGCAGACGUUGUACCAAAUUCUGAUGGUUCCACAUACGCGGAGCUGAUCUAUGAGGGAAGACGCCUUUCUUCAGGAAACCAACUUGAACUCACUUGGGUCUACUUGGUCAAUAAUGACGGGUUUUGUUUGGAGCAGUACUAUAUUGCAAAUAUUUAUUUUUCAAUGAAUAUGCGUCCCUCAGAUUGUUAUAGUAGUUUGGCUGGUCCACCAGCACCUUACGGAAAUCCUUCAAGUGGCAAUCCAAAUUUUUCCUCACAGAGUUCUAACCAAAUCCCUACUCAGCUUCCAUACAAUCCUGCACUAUUUUUUAACACAAUGGUCGCUGCUGCUGCUAAUAGCUUAGCCUUACCAAAUAUGAUGGGUCAGAGUGCUCCAAAUGUAGCCGCAUAUAACGCAGCCUAUCAAAACGCGGCGUAUAAUCAGUAUUACUAUCAACAACAGUACGGCAGCUCCAAUUUACAACGACAAAAUUCUGCUUUCCAACCGACUGUCAAUUAUUGUGGCCCUCAGUAUCAGGCAACUACGAAGGAAGCAACUUCAACUCCCUCACGUAAGACUAAGAAGCGUCCACCAUCCGAACCGCCAGAGAAACUGGACUUGAGAAGACGUGAAGAUUUCAACGAACUGGCUCGAGCAAGAACAGAUGUUCUCCUUAAAGACAAAUCUCUAUUUACUCCACUGACCGUAAAUGAUUCAAUGGCGAACGGGUCGUCGACGUCGUCUUGUAAUUCACUAAAUAGUGAUCAAAUGUCCGCCUCAAAGGCCCUUGCCGUGCAGAAUGGAGAACUCCUUAAUGCCCUUCUUGAUGAAAGAGUUCGACAAAUUUUGACGUUUCCAUCGAUAAUGGAAUCACUGAGAACUAAGCAAGCUGCAAUCAACAAGAAGAUGAGGGAAGAAGAGACCUUUAUUGCAAAAAUGAAAAAAUCCGGCACACUUCCUGUUUCAGUCGAUCCUGGUACUUUACUCAAUACUGCUACUGGUUAA
Rodentolepis nana is the source of this 2943-nucleotide messenger RNA. NCBI's taxonomy places the organism in Eukaryota, Metazoa, Platyhelminthes, Cestoda, Cyclophyllidea, Hymenolepididae. The record is from the annotation of a GenBank genome assembly.